AUGAACCCUGAAGCUGAUCCUUGCGAAGAUUUUUAUGAAUUUGCAUGUGGAAAUUAUGAAAACAAUUAUAAAGUCCCAGAAUUAGAUUACAACACUCUACCGCAGGAAAUGACUAGAAAUUUGACUAUUUGGUGGGAAGGUAAAUAGGAUUAGUUAUUUACAAGGAAUCAUAAUAUUUGUAGAACAUCUAACAAAUUAUGACUUGCAACAAAACUGGAGUUUUCUCAUGGAACUUGUGAAAAAUUACACAAAAUCAUGUGUGGAUGAAAAUAGUAAAAUAGCUCUAGACUCAAAAGAUGUUCGAGAAAUAAUUGAUUCAAAAUUUGGUGGAUGGCAUCUUCUAGAUAACAAAACAGAACACUUUGAUUGGGAAGUGUUAGCUGGAACAUUGUCGCUUUAUGGUUUUCACACUUUUAUCAAACCGCAUGUUAAAAUGAGUUGGGAGAAUGGUUUACAGAAUGUUCUGGUGAUGAAAACACAAUUGAAAUACUAUGAGAAAAUGUAUUUUAGAAUGAAGAAAACAUUUUUGAUUGAUGAUAUUUUUGAGUUACUUAAUAUCACAGAUUAUGACCCGAAAAUUGUGGAAGAUAUUAUUGAUUUUGAUCUGAAUUUGAAUGAUGUGAGUGAACUUCUAUCUUAUUCUACGAACUUUAAAGUUGUAGCUUCUCCAAUAUAACAAUAAUUCUCACUUCGAAAUUCAAACUGUCGCUGAAUUCAAAAACCAGCACAAUAACAUCAAUUGGACAGCAUAUUUUACGAGGGAAUUAAGAGAUGCUAUGCCUCAUUUGCUAACUUCUCAAGAAAUGAUUCAAAAUGAGAACCCAAAUUUUUUCAAUGCUCUUAAUCAUUUACUCAAAGAUACAUCAAAAGAAACUAUCAAGAACUAUUUAUUUUUUGAAUUGGUAUCAAAGUUCUUCCUUCACAUGUCGAAAAAAUAUCGAGAACCAUUUGAAAAGUUUUCAAAUAUUUACGAAAAGGAUUAUAACAAUCAAUAUUGCGCGGAAGAAACGAAAAGAAUGUUUCCACUCAUAGUUGCUGGAGAAUAUGUUAAAAUUCAUCACACUGAAAAUGAAACUGUGAAAGUAGAGGAGAUUUUAGCGAAUUUGAAAAAAGUUAUGAUUGAUGAGAUCAAGAAUUCCACGUGGAUGAGUAGAAAAUCAAAAGAGGGAGCGAUUGAAAAAGUUAGAAAAAUGCAUAGGAAAAUUGGUCAUCCAAGUUGGUUGGAUGAUUUGAAUAUCGGAACGAUUUAUGGAAUUCUGGGCAAGCCAAUUGAAUUAAAUCCGGGCGAUUAUUUAGGGAAUUAUUUGAAGAUCAAGAAAAUUAAUCAAAUGUAAAUACUUAUGUUAGCGAAAAUCUAUAUCUAUAAUUUAGGGAUGUUUUCGCACAAUUGGAAUAUAGUUCAAUGUCUGAAUGGGGUUAUUUUGUUACACGUAUAAAUGCCUUUUAUGCUUCUCGUCGAAAUGAGAUGAUUAUCCCUGCUGCAAUUCUAACCUUUCCAUUUCUCAAUGAAAAUUCACCGCUAUCAAUUAAUUAUGGAGGAAUUGGUGUGACUGUGGCGCAUGAGAUGAUACAUGGGUUUGAUGGGAAGGGCAGAUUUUAUGAUGAUUAUGGAGAACAAUUUGAUUGGUGGGAUGAUUUGACAAUGAUUUGGAAGUUGAGAAAGUGA
Messenger RNA from Caenorhabditis angaria, 1666 nucleotides. Lineage: Eukaryota; Metazoa; Nematoda; Chromadorea; Rhabditida; Rhabditidae. The record is from the annotation of a GenBank genome assembly.